Messenger RNA from Myxocyprinus asiaticus (Chinese sucker), 1409 nucleotides. Its product is annotated as consortin-like. Gene Ontology annotation, cellular component: trans-Golgi network; transport vesicle; plasma membrane. The record is from RefSeq and is a predicted model, not a curated record. Gene Ontology annotation, molecular function: connexin binding. Gene Ontology annotation, biological process: positive regulation of Golgi to plasma membrane protein transport. The coding region runs from base 150 to 1280 and encodes 376 amino acids. The transcript has 11 exons. Lineage: Eukaryota; Metazoa; Chordata; Actinopteri; Cypriniformes; Catostomidae.
ACGAGCUAUCGAAACUGACUUCAGACCGGUGUCUAUUUCACACACGAGGGUCAGGGGUGCAGCAGCCUUGGGAACAGAUAUGGAAACUGUCCGUGGUGAAGGGAUUUACAGAUGCGGACUGCUGUAACAUCAUUGUAGAAAGCAAACUUAUGGAGGAUCCUGAGACAAAGGAGUCUGUAAGAUGGACAGAGAUGAGCAGGAGAACCCAGACUACAGAAGAUAUCAUCAACCCUUGCCUAACAGUCUCUGAUGUGACUCAGAACAAGCUGAAAGAGACAGAUGAGAUGGACUUGGACACUGUUAAGCACAUUUCAGAGAGCAGGAGCUCACAAGAUAGGUCUCAAAACAACAUCAUUAGCCAUAGUCACCCUUUAGAUCAAGGCACUUUUUCUGGCCUUGUGCCAUCUGGGCCCAGUCCUUUCCUUCUGGCUUCACUGCAGUCCCUUAUUGAAGACGAUGAUCACAUGCUCCUCCCUCAUUCCUUACACCAGAUAGCAGAGGCCUACUUCCUUGAAAAGGAUUAUCAGUGGGCAGUGGAGUUUCUCCAACUAGAGAAGCUGUACCAUGAAAGACUACUGUCCAAUCUGGCCUCUAUACAGGAGCAAUGGGAGUCCCAAACCAAAAGUAACUCCGCUUUAAACACUAAUGGAAUGGACAGAGAGAGAGAGCAUAUGGAAUCGUUGAGUCAUAUCUGCAGAACACAUCAGAGACCUAACCUCCCUGCAGAAAAGAAAAUGUUACAAAAACGCCCACCCCAUGUGACAGAACACAGAGGCUCAAAACAAGAACGAGCUUUAGUCAACUCAACCGGGAGAGAAAACCGGGUGGAUGACUCCAGCUCAUGGUUGGAAGCUGAACAGGUGCCAGAAGAAGACUGUGAAGAGAAUGAAGAGGAGGAUGAGGAAGGUCUUGAGGAGGAUGAGUGCUGGAAUGAGGAUCUGCAGGAGGAGGUAGAGAUUGGUUGCCAGGGUCCUGUGGAUGAGCUGGCCAAACUCAUUCAGGUAGAGGAGAUGUUUCCCUCUGAUGGCUUAGUAUCUAUUUUAAAGAAGAGAGUUUGUGUAAGAGGAGCAGAGAGUCUUAAUUCUGCUCCAGACAAAGAUUUGACUAAGCGCAAAGUCCGCUUCAGAGAGCCCGAUGAUGCCUUCGAUCAAGAUGAGUCGACUAGAAACUCUUGCCUCAUCCUCCUACUCUUGUGUCUGGUUACCGUGGUGAUAAGCAUGGGUGGGACUGCUCUUUAUUGCCUCAUUGGAGAGGCGUACUCAAACGUGAACCAGAGCUGAAAUGUGUGGGGGAUAUUGUAGCAGAUGUAGCCGAGCCAGAGUCAUUGGCCAGCAUGUGCAAACAAGCCGUUAUUGUGCUCAACUGUGUGGGACCAUUAAGUCCACAAAGACUAUUGUUGAAAUGCACGG